GCGCUGCUGCUGUUUGGGACACAGACAGUCUCACGGAAAACAUGGCGGAGGCUGCGGCGGUCCCUCUGCAUCGCUUCUUCUGUCACUGUUGUAAAGGUGAAGUGAGCCCCAAACUGCCGGAGUAUAUCUGUCCCAGAUGUGACUCGGGAUUCAUCGAGGAGGUUACAGAGGAUUCCAGUCUUCUGGACAGUAGUUCAAAUAGUCUUGAUGACACAGCUUCACAGUUUGCUGAGCUAUGGCAGCUGUUGUUCGUGGAGAGGCCGUUCAGUCUGGAUCUAGAAAGUCCUGACUCUGAGCGGGUCCCUGGAGGGGGUAGUGGCUCUGGGAGUCUCGGAGCCGGACCGUUCGGCGGUUCUGUCCCAGGUGGGCUUAGUGGGACUCUGGGUGGCCCUCUAAGUGUAGCAGAGCACUGGGGUCCCGGUCGUCCUCCUCGCCUGCACACUCAGAGGAGGUUCCGAUCCAGAGGAAGCAGUCGACCGGAUCGCUCUCCCGCUGUCGAGGGAAUAGUACAGCAGUUUCUCGCAGGCCUUUUUGCCAAUUCAGGAGUACCAGGUUCUCCUCCGCUGUCAUGGACGGGCAUGCUGCACUCAAAUCCCGGGGACUACGCCUGGGGACAGGGAGGUCUGGAUGCAGUCAUCACACAGUUACUGGGUCAGUUCGAGAACACUGGUCCUCCUCCUGCUGAGAAAGAGAAAAUUUCCUCCCUCCCCACUGUUAUCAUCACUCAGGAACACACUGACUGCAAUAUGGAGUGCCCUGUAUGUAAGGAAGACUAUACGGUCGGUGAGCCGGUCCGGCAGCUGCCCUGUAACCACUUCUUCCAUAGUGACUGCAUCGUGCCCUGGCUUGAACUGCACGACACGUGUCCUGUGUGCAGGAAGAGCCUGAAUGGGGAUGAAAGUGGCACUCAGUCCUCGUCAGAGCCUUCCUCCUUAAACACUGAUCCUCGCACACCAGAGAGAUGGUCCUUCUGAAACACACACACACACACUUCCGCCCGUCUCAUCUGAGCUCUGUCUUAACCCAAGCUUGUUUGUCAGUCUUUCCUUUUUGUCAAUACUUAUGUGUUCAUCCUACCAUGAUGGUAUAUUUUUACUAUGGUUUAUUUACUUAUUUCUCUAACACUGUCCUUCUGAGUUGUGUCUAUGCCAAUGUAUCUAUAUCUUACCCAUAUUGAUUCCUUCCAGUUUUCUGCACAGCAUUUUCUUCAGUUCAUCCUUUCUUAUUCCUCCCCCGGGUGAACAAACAAACAUUGCAGGAUGAGGGUAGGGUCGGGCACAUAUUGUUGCUGUAGCAACACAACUCCCAACCCACAUUUAGAUCAUACAGUGUUUGGUUUCCCAGAGACGAGCUGUACUCCCCAGAUAGCGCCUCUUACCGUUCAAUGUGAAUUUUCUUUGGGAUGGGGUGGCGUGUCUUUGCGGUUGAUAAAACGUCGCUUUAGGCCCACAGGCCUUUCGUUGUUCUUGCAUCCUUUUUCUUUUCUCAACUUGUCCAGGGGAUCAUGAAGUUUUGUCUCUCUCCCCUCCAUCUCUGGUGUGUAUAUAUCACAAACCCAUCAAUGUCAUUCAGAUUAAUUUGAUUUAAAUCUUUUCACUCUCAUUUCUAUUACAGUUUUUUUUCUAAUGUAAAUAAUUUUAGUUGGAAGACUCAUUUAAGGAAGACAAAAAAAACAUUGAUGAUGAAAAUGACAAUGAAUCGCUAAAUAUUAAAGUAUAUAAAUAUAUAUUAUAUGAUGUGUAUGACCACGAU
Pimephales promelas (fathead minnow) is the source of this 1752-nucleotide messenger RNA. It is a transcript of the gene rnf115a, whose product is annotated as ring finger protein 115a. Gene Ontology annotation, cellular component: nucleus. NCBI's taxonomy places the organism in Eukaryota, Metazoa, Chordata, Actinopteri, Cypriniformes, Leuciscidae. The record is from RefSeq and is a predicted model, not a curated record. Gene Ontology annotation, molecular function: ubiquitin protein ligase activity. Gene Ontology annotation, biological process: ubiquitin-dependent protein catabolic process.